Archocentrus centrarchus (flier cichlid) is the source of this 2274-nucleotide messenger RNA. It is a transcript of the gene reep6, whose product is annotated as receptor accessory protein 6. The transcript has 7 exons. Lineage: Eukaryota; Metazoa; Chordata; Actinopteri; Cichliformes; Cichlidae. Bases 77 to 769 code for a protein of 230 amino acids. The record is from RefSeq and is a predicted model, not a curated record.
AUUAAACUCGGCACUGUACUCUUCACCGGUUGCUGUCCUCCGACUUCUCUGCUGUCUCGGGACCAGAUUGAGGACCAUGGGUCUGCUGGACGUAUUCUACUCUAUCAAAGGCCGAGCUGAAAAGUUUCUAAAUGAGAAGAAUGUGGUGACAGAUAUUCUGGGGAAAGUGGAGGAGAAAACUGGGAUCAAGAAGAAGGUCAUUGCUCUUGGUGCCGUCUCGCUGACCGGACUCUACCUGGUGUACGGAUAUGGUGCCUCCCUCCUCUGCAACCUGAUUGGUUUUGUUUAUCCAGCUUAUUAUUCAAUCAAAGCCAUCGAAAGUCCAUGUAAAGAAGAUGACACAAAAUGGUUGACCUACUGGGUGGUGUAUGGUGUUUUCAGCCUGGGCGAGUUCUUCUCUGAUAUUUUCCUCUACUGGUUCCCAUUUUACUAUGCUUUUAAGUGUCUCUUCUUGUUGUGGUGCAUGGCCCCAAUGUCCUGGAAUGGCUCCCAGAUUAUCUACAACAAAGUGGUUCGGCCCAUCUUCCUCCGCCAUGAGGCCACAGUAGACAACAUGGUCAGCGACCUCAGUGGGAAGGCCAUGAGCGCUGCCGAGAACCUUACCAGAGAAGUCCUGACCACUCUGGUGAAGAAUAAAGCUGUGAUCACACCAUCGCCACCGGUUGCUCAGUCUGAAACUAAAAGUUUACCAAGUACCUCAGCAGAAAUAUUUGCAGCUAAAGUUGGUCCAUCGGAGGCAAAUGAAGAACGAAAACCUUUCCUGGGUUAACCAGUUUGUCCUUUAGAUAGCAACAGGGGAAGAGGAGGAGUCUCGGUGAGGAAGAGGAGAGAGAGGGUUUUCCUCAUCAUCCUGACAGAUUCCAACAGGACGAUCACCUCUGUUAAAGAGAGACUGAUUUUCUUUUUUUUUAUCAUGUUAUAUUUGUGCAGCAGGAUGUUGUCAAAAAUUCAAACUUUGAAAACAUCUUUUUCACUUUUUUUGUUCACAUUCACGAUUUCUGGGAUCAAUGUUUUGUUUUUUUGUUGUUGAUGCAAAGCUCCUGAAUCUGGAUUAUAACUAACUCACAGUUAUCCUGGAUUUUGCUUCUGUUUCCAUUUUCAAGACCCAGGAGCUAAACUCUGCUAAAGCUAAUUCAAAUUCACACUUCACGGGAAUAAGUUAAAAGUUCAGCUUACAUUUAAAGAUUCUUUAUAAAUUAAAAUUAAAUGUUCUUUUUUUUUUUAAAGGCUGGUCUGACCUAACUUUGUGUGAGUUUUACUUUUGUGGCCUAACUAUGGGACUGUUAGCUGGCUGGCUCUUCAUCUCAAAUUGUCUUAUCAAUACUUCACAGAUGUGGCUGAUGCUCAGACCUGUUUUUUCAGACCCGGCCAGCUAAGGACUUUUUCCAUCAACAGCUCUUAAUAAUAAUAAUAAUUAAUAAAUUCUCCAAACUCUUCCAGUACUGGAUAAUCGGAGAAGCUGUCUCAUUUCUCUUACAGCUUGGUAAACAGGUAUAGGUAAAGUAGACCACUUCCUAUUUUCUCUUAUAUACACACUGUUCCAGUAGUGGAGUCUCAGCUUCAAACACUUAGGCCCAUUUAUGUAAGAUAAUCUGUGUGAAUCACAAGCUUGGGAUUCAAAGUACUCUAAACACUCAGUUUCAGACAGUUUUUCUACAUUUGGAUCUGUAUGAUGUCAGAGGGGGUUGAUAUACCUAAUAUUGUGACAGCUUUAUUGGGGCACAAAUGCCCCACCUACCUGCUGUUCAAACUUUUGUUUGGAAGGGGCAAUCAGCAAUCAAUCAGGAAAAAAAGUCCUCAAAGGGAGGGCGUCCACUUUAAAUGACCACUGUAUGUUUUAGUGCCAUCUAGUGGUUGGGUGUGAAAUAUAGAUCAAUUUUCACUGGGAAAGAUUUGACCCAAGUGGUUCUAAAGUGGGAGACUGUACCUGGAAGAGUUUUAAUUUAUGUAAGGGGUCAUUCACAAUUAUCAACACUUUUCCAAAGUGUACUAACAGUACUCUGGCACAUUACAUCCUGCCAUCUUAUCUAUAUAUUACCUAUAUUUUAAGACAAAUUUUUUUUUUGCAUAAACACUUCAUGUUUUCCUACCAAUGUCCACUCAAGUAUUUGAAAAUCCUGCCCAUCCCUACUUGUGAUGAAAUUAAGAUUACAACUUUCUCAACACAACUCGCCUCACCUGCUCCUUCCAUGUAGGAGUACAUGAAAAGUAUGAAAAUCGCUUUGCAAACUAGCAGAUGUAUUGAUUCAUCUUCUAUUAAAUGUACAAUUUCAA